Molecule: messenger RNA, 6162 nt
Organism: Chanos chanos (milkfish)
Lineage: Eukaryota; Metazoa; Chordata; Actinopteri; Gonorynchiformes; Chanidae
Gene: dscama
Product: Down syndrome cell adhesion molecule a
Exons: 33
Coding region: 1-6162 (2053 amino acids)
Biological process (GO): axon guidance; brain development; cell-cell adhesion
Cellular component (GO): plasma membrane; axon
Molecular function (GO): cell-cell adhesion mediator activity
Source: RefSeq, a predicted model, not a curated record
AUGUUGAGACAAAAGAGGUUUUUAUCAAAGCUCCAGAUUCGUGCCGCCAUUACCCGUGAAAUCCACAAAGGCAUCAAAGUUAGCCAGCCCUCGCAGAGUGGCUAUCGGCUCUCAGGACGCGUCCGUCGGCAAAUUUUUGGUGAAGAUCUACAUUCUAGCUUAUAUUUUGUCAAUGCAUCUUUGCAAGAGGUAGUGUUUGCCAGCACCACAGGGACCCUGGUUCCCUGCCCUGCGGCGGCCGUCGGGCCGGCCUCACUGCGCUGGUACCUCGCCACUGGAGAGGAGAGCUACAAUGUUCCAGGGAUACGUCACGUUCACCCCAACGGCACGCUCCAAAUUUUUCACUUCCCCCCUUCAAGCUUUAGCAAAGUAAUCCACGAUAACACGUACUAUUGCACAGCGGAAAAUCCUUCAGGGAAAAUUAGAAGCCAAGAUGUUCACAUUAAGGCCGUUUUGCGAGAGCCCUACACAGUGCGUGUGGCGGAUCAGACAGCCAUGAGGGGAAGCAUAGCAGUCUUCAAGUGCAUUAUUCCUCCCUCUGUGGAGGCCUACAUCACUGUUGUAUCAUGGGAGAGAGAUACAGUCUCACUUGUCUCAGGACCUCGAUUUCUCAUAACAUCCACAGGAGCCUUGUAUAUCCUGGAUGUACAGAAGGAGGACAGUUUAUAUUACUACCGUUGUAUGACUCGACAUCGCUACACCGGCGAAACCAGGCAAAGCAAUGGUGCACGUCUUCAUGUUCCAGACCCCGCGAACUCAGCACCGGUGGUCCUUGAUAGCUUUGAGAAACGUGAAAUUAUGGCAUCGCACCGAGUAGAGCUCCCAUGCAAAGCUUCAGGACACCCAGCACCAAAAUACCGUUGGCUGAAGGACAACAGACCUCUGGAACCAGAUACACGUUUCCGUCAAAGUGUGACGGGACUGCUGAUCGAAAGAGCCCAACCCAGCGACACUGGCAACUAUGUGUGUGAGGUGUGGAACAGCUUUGGAACUGACCAGGUCAUUGGUCAUUUGUUGGUUAAAGAGCCUCUGAAGGUGGUGGUCAGCCCAAGGAAAGUGAAGGGCAGUGUGGGAAGCCAAGUGUCCCUCUCUUGCAGUGUAACUGGAUCAGAUGAGUAUGUGCUCUCUUGGUACCGCAACGGCGUCAGAAUCAACGCAGGCAUCAAUGUUCACAUAACUGGGAUCAACCAGGAGAACUUGGCAAUGGAUGGAAUGGCAAAAAGUGAUGCUGGAGUCUACCAGUGUUUUGCAAGGAAGGACAAGAUGUCCGCUCAGGAUUUUGCACAAGUUAUCUUGGAGGAUGGCACCCCUAAGAUCCUGUCUGCGUUCAACGAGAAGGUGGUCAGCCCAAAUGAGUUUGUUUCCCUGAUGUGCAACGUCAAGGGAACCCCUCAGCCGAUCGUCUCGUGGACGGUGGACGACGACCCCGUGAUCAAAGACAGCCGUCAUCGAAUGGGACACAGCAUAACGGCCGACGGGAACGUGAUCAGUUACCUGAACAUCUCGCACAUUCAGGUCCGUGACAGUGGGGUCUACCGCUGCACUUGCAACAACUCUGCAGGGACCAUCUCCUACCAGGCUCGAAUAAACGUAAGAGGUCCCGCUGACAUUAGACCAAUGAAAAACCUAACGGCCAUAGCUGGGCGGGACACAUAUAUACACUGCCAUGUCAUUGGCUAUCCAUACUACUCCAUCAAAUGGUUUAGGAAUUCCAACCUGCUCCCCUUUAAUGACCGUCAGCGUGCGUUUGAGAACAAUGGUACUCUGAAGCUUCUGAACGUGCAGAAGGAACUGGACGAGGGAGAGUACGCCUGCCACGUUCAGGUGCAACCACAGGUCUUCAAAAAUCAGAGUGUCCACGUCACUGUGAAAGUUCCUCCUUUCAUCCAACCUUUCGAGUUCCCUCGAUAUUCCAUUGGCCAUCGCGUGUUCGUGCCCUGCGUGGUUCGGUCCGGCGACCUGCCAAUCUCCAUCAAGUGGGAGAAAGACGGAAAACCCAUUAACGCCAGUCUGGGCGUGACCAUUGACAAAAUCGACUUCACCAGCUCCCUGCGCAUCUCCAACCUUCAGCGCAUCCACAAUGGCACCUACACGUGUAUCGCCCAGAACGACGCGGCCGUGGUGAAGUACCAGAGCCAGCUCAUUGUCAGGAUUCCGCCGACGUUUAAAGUGCAACCCAAAGACCAGGACGGUAUUUAUGGGAAAGCUGUGAUCUUGAACUGCUCUGCAGAUGGCGAACCUCGCCCCGCGAUUGAGUGGAAGUACUCUAAAGGGUCUGGCGUUCCUCAGUUUCACCCCAUCGCCCUGAACUCUGGCUUCAGGAUCCAACAGCUCGACAACGGCUCAUUACUGAUCAAACACGUGCUGGAGGAGGACAGUGGUUACUACUUGUGUAAAGUCAGCAAUGACGUGGGAGCUGAUGUCAGCAAGUCCAUGUACCUCAACGUUAAAAUACCUGCAAUGAUCACAUCAUACCCCAAUACCACCCUGGCGACGAAAGGUGAAAAGAAAGAGAUGAGCUGUAAGGCCCAUGGUGAGAAGCCCAUUAUGGUGCGCUGGGAGAAGGAGGUGGAAAAGGAGAAACAGUCUCACAUGAUUAACCCGGAUAUGUGGCGGCACACUGUAACGGUUAAGAAAGUUGGUGAUGAGGUCAUCUCUACCCUGCAGAUCUAUCCAACUCUGAGGGAGGACUCUGGAUUUUUCUCCUGCCAUGCUAUCAACUCCUAUGGUGAAGACAGAGGAAUUAUUCAGCUGACAGUACAAGAACCACCAGACCCACCUGAGGUGGAGAUCAGAGAAGUAAAGGAGAGAACGAUUGCUCUGCGAUGGACAAUGGGCUUUGAUGGGAACAGUCCAAUCACUGGAUAUGACAUUGAAUGCAAAAACAAAUCAGCAUCCUGGGAAAAAGCUCGCAGAACAAGAGAUGUGUCUCCUACACUGAACCAGGCCACUAUUAUUGAGCUACACCCCUCGUCCACUUACAACAUUCGGAUGUUUGCCAAGAACAGCAUCGGUGACAGUGAUGCCAGCAAUGAGCUCACCGUUACCACAGAUGAAGCAGAUCCCGAGGGUCCACCACAAGACGUGAAGCUUGAAGCCAUCUCUUCCCAAAGCAUCAGGGUAACCUGGAAGGCUCCCCAAAAGCACCUCCAGAAUGGUAUGAUCAGAGGAUACCAGGUGUGUCACAGAGAACACACCGUUAACGGAAGUCACCAGUUUAUUUGCAUCAGUGUGGAAAGCACGGGAGACAGCGAAACUUUAACACUGAACAAUUUGAAAAAAUUCACUCAGUAUGAGGUAGUGGUGCAGGCCAGCAACAGUGCAGGUCCCGGGCCGGCCUCCAGUGAAGUUCGCGCCACCACCAUGGAAGAUGUUCCCAGUCGCCCUCCAGAGAAAGUUCAAGCCGUGGCCACGUCCCCUGAAACCAUCUCUCUAUCGUGGCAGACUCCUGUCAAAGAAGCGCUGAAUGGCAUCCUCCAGGGCUAUCGUGUCAUCUACUGGGCAAAUCUACCUGAUGGAGAGCUGGGAGACAUCCGGAACAUCACCACUCCUCAGUCUCCUUUGGAGCUGGAUGGCCUGGAGAAAUAUACCAAUUACAGCAUCCAGGUGCUGGCCUUUACACGUGCUGGGGAUGGUGUGCGCAGUGAGCAGAUAUUCAUCCGCACCAAAGAGGAUGUCCCUGGUCCACCAGGUGGAGUCAAGGCGGCGGCAGCAUCGAAUUCUGUGGUGUAUGUGUCUUGGCUUCCCCCACUCAAGCUCAAUGGUGUUAUCAGGAAAUACACCGUGUUCUGCUCCAGUUCCUACCCCACGGUGGUUAGCGAAUUUGAGGUGGCUCCGGAUGAAUUCCUGCACAGAGUCCAGAACUUGAGUCGGAACCGGAAAUACAGCAUUUGGGUUAUGGCUGUAACCGCAGCUGGCCGUGGGAAUAGCAGCGAAAUAGUCACCGUUGAACCUCUUGCCAAGGCACCUGCCAAAAUCCUCACCUUCAGUGGAACAGUGACAACACCCUGGAUGAGGGAUAUUGUUUUGCCCUGCAAGGCAGUAGGGGAUCCGCCGCCCACUGUCAAAUGGAUAAAGGAAAGUGGGAGCCCAGCCCCCGCAGUGAUCGACGGGCGACGGAGUAUCCAUGGAAAUGGCAGUUUUGUCAUGAAGACUGUGAAAGCUGAGGAUUCUGGGUACUACACCUGCGUGGCAAGCAAUAACUGGGGAUCUGAUGAAAUAACACUCAACCUCCAAGUUCAGGUUCCUCCUGAUCAGCCACGUCUCACCGUAACCAAGACAACCACUACAUCCAUCACUUUAUCAUGGAUACCAGGAGACAAUGGUGGAAGUUCCAUUAGAGGUUACAUCCUGCAGUAUUCAGAGGAUAACAGUGAAAAGUGGGGAAGCUUUCCCAUCAGCCCAAGUGAGCGUUCAUAUCGUUUGGAGAACCUCAAGUGUGGAACAUGGUACAAGUUUACCCUGACUGCCCAGAACGGAGUUGGGCCAGGACGCAUCAGUGAAAUCAUUGAGGCUAAGACACACGGGAAAGAGCCACAGUUCUCCAAAGAACAAGAGCUUUUCACCAGCAUCAACGUCACCUGCGCCAAGCUCAAUCUGAUUGGUUGGAAUGACGGCGGCUGUCCAAUCACAUCUUUCACGCUAGAGUAUCGCCCCAUUGAAAGCCCUGUGUGGACCAAGGCCCAACGCACUUCCCUCACUAAGAGCUACAGCCUGGUGGACCUCCAGGAGGCUACGUGGUACGAGCUGCAGAUGAAAGUAUAUAACAGUGCCGGGGUGGCAGAAAAACGGGUUAAAUUUGCCACUCUCAACUAUGAUGGAAGUACAAUCCCUCCAUUGGUGAAAACCGCGGUGAAGGACCCAGUGAAAAAAACGAGUGGGGAGGGUGUGAAAAUGAUGGUGACCAUCUCCUGUAUACUGGUGGGAAUUGUUUUGCUCUUCGUCCUUCUGAUGGUGUUGAGGAGGAGGAGAAGAGAGCAACGGCUCAAGAGGCUGAGAGAUGCAAAGAGCUUGGCAGAAAUGCUUAUGAGUAAAAACACAAGGCCAUCCGAAACACUGAACAAACAACAGCAAACACUCAGGAUGCACAUCGACAUCCCCAGAGCCCAGCUGCUCAUCGAAGAGAGAGACACCAUGGAGACGGUCGAUGACAGGUCGACAGUUCUGCUUACGGAUAAUGAUUUUGGCGAGACUGCGAAGCAGAAGUCAUCCACCGUCACACACACUGUUCACUACCAGUCACUUUCGCAAGCCACGGGACCACUGGUUGACGUUUCUGAUGCACGGCCUGGAACAAACCCCACCGCACGGCGCACAGCUAAAGCAGGGCCGGCUGCACGGAACCGCUACGCCAGCCAGUGGACACUAAACAGACCACACCCACCUGUGUCAGCCCACACCCUGAGCACUGAUUGGAGAGUGACGCCGCGGGUUGCUCGGUCUGUAGACAAGGAGAGCGACAGCUACAGUGUCAGUCCAUCUCAGGACACAGACCGCGCACGGAGCAGCAUGGUGUCCACCGAGAGCGCGUCCUCCACGUACGAAGAGCUGGCUCGCGCCUACGAGCAUGCCAAGAUGGAGGAGCAACUUCGUCAUGCCAAGUUCACCAUCACAGAGUGUUUCAUCUCUGACACUUCCUCAGAGCAAAUGACAGCGGGCACCAAUGACUACACAGACAGCCUGACGUCGAGCACACCCUCAGAAUCGGGCAUAUGCAGGUUCACCGCAUCCCCUCCCAGACCUCAGGAUGCCAGCAGGGUCAUGAACAUGGCUGUACCCAAGGCUCACAGACCAGGGGGAGAACUGGUGCACCUGCCCCCUUACCUGCGCAUGGACUUCCUGUUAAACCGCAGUAUGUCGAGCGGGGGUCGGGAGGCGGUGCUCGGACAGGCCUGUCUGGAGCCUCAGAAGAGCCGCACGCUGAAGAGACCCGCCUUGCUGGACAGGCCCUCCCUGCUGGAGCCCACGCCCAUGGAGGGGCCCGGCGGCAGUGACGUUCAGCAGUGGCAGCCGGGCACUGCCUCCACGCUGCCACAACGAGAUGGGGGUUCGGACUUGGCACAGGCUGCCAAACUCAGCACCUCACAGGAGUCUCUGCUGGACUCCAGAGGACACCUGAAACAGAGCAGCAACCCGUACGCAAAGUCGUAUACACUGGUAUAA